AUGAUUGACAAAGAAGACCAAGGGGUCAAACCAAUACCCAGGGUGGCCCAACAACCUUCUGUUGUGUUAGUCAAUAGAAAUCAAGAUCCCGACCAGAUGGUCAGGCAGGUUCGACAGAAUGCAAUGGCUGGUGAACAAAAUUUAGAUGCCAUUGUUGAACGAAUCAUGGUUCGAAAUGGGGUAAACCCACGCCUUCAAAGGCCAACGUAUUCAUCUCUAUUACCAGAUUUUGUUUUACAAACAAAAUUACCUAGGGGAUGGAAGGUUCCAAAGUUCACCAAGUUCGCCGGAGACACUGAAGAGUCCACUGUCGAACAUGUUGCUAGAUAUCAAACCGAAGUUGGUGACAUAGCAAACAAUGUGGACUUGAAAAUGAAAUAUUUCCCAAGUUCCUUCACAAAGAAUGCGUUCACUUGGUUUACAACACUACCUCCACAAUCCAUCCAUAUGUGGAUGCAAUUAGAGAGGUUGUUCCAUGAACACUUCUACAUGGGACAGUCGAAAAUAAGUUUGAAAGAACUGGCCAGCAUCAAACGAAAGACCAUUGAGUCAGUCGAUUAA
Lathyrus oleraceus (garden pea) is the source of this 561-nucleotide messenger RNA. RefSeq lists its product as uncharacterized. The record is from RefSeq and is a predicted model, not a curated record. The transcript has a single exon. Bases 1 to 561 code for a protein of 186 amino acids. NCBI's taxonomy places the organism in Eukaryota, Viridiplantae, Streptophyta, Magnoliopsida, Fabales, Fabaceae.